This is a messenger RNA of Podarcis muralis (Common wall lizard), 6483 nucleotides long. It is a transcript of the gene RET, whose product is annotated as ret proto-oncogene. Gene Ontology annotation, biological process: protein phosphorylation; cell surface receptor protein tyrosine kinase signaling pathway; positive regulation of kinase activity. The record is from RefSeq and is a predicted model, not a curated record. Lineage: Eukaryota; Metazoa; Chordata; Lepidosauria; Squamata; Lacertidae. Gene Ontology annotation, molecular function: transmembrane receptor protein tyrosine kinase activity; ATP binding; calcium ion binding. Gene Ontology annotation, cellular component: plasma membrane; signaling receptor complex.
GAGAAAGAGAGCGGCUUGUCCAUUUGCUGCCUGGACCGAGCCAUCCGCGCAGCAGCUCCACCGCGAGGAGGGGGAACAGCUCUGCUCGCUCGCUCGCUCUGUGCCCGCCUGCCAGCAGCCUCAUUAGGCGCACGGCAGCUCCGCCGCAAGGACCCAGGCAAGUUCCCAGCUGGCCCAGACCACCCCAGGCGGCAGCCAGCAGCACCACCGCCCCUCGCUCAGCACAAAAGCCGAGCUGCUCUUAGAUCUUGCGGAGCAGAGCGACUGAACUCCUUCCAUUCCCGGCUGGAGGGAGGCGUCGGAGCGGCAUCCUUUCCCCCUUCGCCUGGGAGGGGGCGCUGCAAAGUGCACUUGGAGAAGAUCAAUGCAGCCGUGCAGUUCCUGAGAGCGCCAGCCGCCUUGGAAGCAAACGGAGCAGAUCUUCAUUUCCACUUUUUCCCCCACCACGGUCUGAACCCGCUCAAAUCUCUCUCCCCCCUCAUCAUCUGUUCCAGAUUCAAUGAAGAAGCACCCCGUAGACUCCGAUGGGCGGCUAAAGACCAACGGGAGUUGAGCCAGUGCUGCCUAGGCAGGUGGGCUGAAUCCGCCUCGUCCGCGCGCGCUUCUGGGUCUCUACCUCUCUUUCGAUUUCUGGGGAGAGUAGAGACCUGGGAGGCGCCCCAAGCGCGGCUCUUCGCGACCCAGGCCGGCAGGAGCAGACGGGAACCACCCCCCCUUCCAGUCGAGCCCUUGGUCUUGUUGGCGUUUGGCAGCCGCAAGUGAGAGGAGGGGGAUCUGGAGACCCUUCGGAGGAUGGGGCGACCUGACUGAGGAGCGGACUGUCGUCUCCCCACCCAAGACCCAAGCGCCUGCUUUGGAGGGAGCGCGGAGAACUAUCUUAUCUCGUGCACGUUUGAACUCCAGAGAGCCUUGCCAAGACUUCUUCCCUGCCGUCGAAGAAGUUCGGAGAGGCGAUGGGAUUAUUGCGAGGGGGAAAGAUGCCUUUAGCCCGUUGGGCGUUAAGUGUCGUCGUCCUAUGCGAGGGAUAUUCCAGAAGGAAGCACUUAAUUUGAACUGCAUUGCAAUGAGUAGAAAGCUAGCCUUCUGGCAUCCAAUGCUUCCUAAUUAUUUGCCCUGGGGAGAAGAGCGGAUGGCAGCGGAAGUGGAAGCAGAGGCUCUGGAGAGAAAGGAAAGAUGGGAAUGCUCCAAAUUAAAUAAACCAUACCGAGAAGGAAUUGGAGUUGCCUUUGGCCUCUACUUUCCCCGGAGGGAAUAUCAUGAGAACGUCUACCUUGACCAACCCAGCGGAACCCCCCUGCUGCAGAUCCAUGCCUUGAAAGAUUCGGAAGAGGAGAAUACAUAUUUUUGGCUGUGCCCACAACUCCACAUCCCACGAGCUGGAAGUAAAGACAAUCUCUGGUUUCAAAUCCAAGAGAAAACUGGACUUCUUUUCCUCAAUAAGAGUCUAGAUAGGGAGGACUUCGAUAUGCUGUUUCCAGGAAUUUCGGUAUCAAAGCUGAUCCUCCAAGUUUUCGUCUCACCCCAACUUUUCCAAGGGAAGGAGUGCCAUGAAUCUUAUACCAAAGUAUUGGUGAAGCUUUCUGUUAUCAAUUCCACCAUGCCAGCUUGCAGUUAUGGGAUGCCAAGCCAGUUGUGUUUUUCCAAUAUGGACCUUUCUUUUCACAUCAAGGAGAACAAACCACCAGGGAUAUUCCAUCAGCUCCAGUCAUAUCCUCUGCAAAACCAGUGCCAGAAUGCAAGCAUUUCCUAUGAGGUGAUAGCAGAUAAAGGUGUGCCAUUUCUUUACAACAUGGACACGGCGAGUAUCAGCGUGGCACAGCCUCUGGAUCGAGAGGAGCGAGAGAAGUAUGAGCUGAUUGCCAAAUGUACUGUGACAGAAGGUUCCAGGGAAACUUUUAAGGAGGUGCCAUUUCUUGUAGCUGUCUUUGAUGAAGAUGACAUGCCCCCCUUCUUGCCUAAUGACACAAACACAGCAGAUGCAGUUGUGGAGUUCAGCAGGAAAAAGGGCACUGUCAUUGCAGAAUUAACUGUCUACGAUGCGGACACCACCCCUAUUUUCCCUAUAGAGAGUAGCAGGAAGAAGUACACUGGCACCAUAAGUACAUCUGAUCCAUGGAUCAAGGAGACAUUUCAAGUGGAGCACAACUUCCAUGAGAUCUUGUUCAACCCAAAUGGCAGCCAAGUGAGGGGAACACGACACGAAUACAGACUGGUGUUAGGCAAGAGCAUUUCAGUUACUGAAAGCAGUUCCCACCAGGUGGACGUUAUUGUGAACGACACAGAAUACCAGGGGCCGAACAAAUCCCUGAUGCUCCACUUCAAUGUCACCAUUCUUCCAAUCAGCAUCCAGUUUUCAAACGUGACAUAUCAGUUCACAGUGAACAGAAAUGCUGCCAACUUUUCACAAAUAGGAAAAAUCUGCAUUGACAACUGCAUGAGGUUUUAUGGCGUCAACGUCACCUAUAGCUUACAGACCCCCAAUGUCAGCUGCUAUGCUGUGGAGAUUGCUCAGGGCCCUGAAGACCAGUAUGGGACCCUCUACGUGAAUGAUUCUGCUGUGCUACAGAGACCUGACUGUAAAGAAAUCCAGUAUGCUGUACUAGCUAAAGAAGAGCAGAGCAGGAAGGAAGCGCUCACCCAUGUUACCAUUGUCCUUGAUGGAUCACCUAUACAUACCGAUGAUGGUUGCCCAGACUCAUGUUCGAUGAGCAAGACCCGAUCAGAAUGUGAAGAGUGUGGUGGCCUUGGAGCGCUAAUGGGAAAAUGCCAAUGGAGACAGGGAAGUGGUAAAGGAAUAACAACAAACUAUUCCACCUGCAGUCCAAGCAUCAAGACCUGCCCUGAUGCUAUCUGUGACGCUGUUGAGAGCAGAGAUAAAAAAAUAUGCCCUCAAGAUUGCACAAGGACCAACGUUGUUGGUGGCCACCAGAAAGGCCUGAAUGGACUGGGAAUCAAGGCAGGACAUGGUGUUUGUCACUGCUUUCCAGGAACUAGCUGUUACUGCGAGAAAGAUGAUAUCAGAGAGCCAUUGUGUGAUUACAUGUGCAAAACUGUGAUUGCAGGAGGAGUCCUGCUAUCCUUCAUUAUUUCGGUACUCCUUUCUUCCUACUUCAUCCAUCGCUAUCACAAGAAUUCUCCAAAGCCACCUAUUGCUUCUGCAGAGAUGACCUUCCGCCGCCCUGCCCAGUCAUACCCCAUAAGCUACUCAUCGACAAAUGUCCGUCGACCGUCAAUGGACUCUGAGAACCAGAUGUCAGUAGACACGUUUAAAAUACCUGAAGAUCCAAAGUGGGAAUUUCCUCGGAAGAACCUGGUGCUUGGCAAAACGCUUGGAGAAGGAGAAUUCGGGAAAGUCGUCAAGGCAACUGCUUUCAGGCUUAAGGGGAAGGCUGGCUAUACUACUGUUGCAGUCAAGAUGCUAAAAGAAAACGCUUCCCAAAGCGAGCUGAGAGAUUUGCAUUCAGAGUUCAAUCUUUUGAAACAGGUCAACCAUCCACAUGUCAUUAAACUCUAUGGAGCUUGCAGCCAAGAUGGGCCUUUGUACUUAAUAGUCGAAUAUGCUAAAUAUGGCUCCUUGAGGAGUUUUCUGAGGGAAAGCCGGAAAGUUGGGCCCAGCUAUAUGGGGAGUGAUGCCAACAGGAAUUCCAGCUACCUGGACAAUCCGGACGAGCGAGCCUUAACCAUGGGUGACCUGAUCUCGUUUGCAUGGCAGAUAUCUCGUGGAAUGCAGUACCUUGCUGAAAUGAAGCUUGUACAUCGUGAUUUAGCAGCCAGAAAUGUCUUAGUAGCCGAAGGGCGUAAGAUGAAGAUUUCUGACUUCGGUUUGUCACGAGAUGUUUAUGAGGAGGACUCUUACGUCAAGAGGAGCAAGGGUCGGAUACCUGUGAAGUGGAUGGCAAUUGAAUCUCUCUUUGAUCACAUCUACACAACACAAAGUGAUGUAUGGUCAUUUGGAGUUCUGCUUUGGGAGAUAGUCACUCUGGGAGGUAACCCUUAUCCAGGUAUUGCGCCUGAGAGACUAUUUAACCUCUUAAAAACAGGCUAUAGAAUGGAGAAGCCAGAAAACUGCAGUGAAGAAAUGUACAAUCUGAUGCUUCGCUGCUGGAAACAAGAACCAGAUAAGAGGCCGACAUUUGCUGAGAUCAGCAAAGAAUUAGAGAAAAUGAUGGUAAAGAGCAGGGACUACUUAGACCUUGCAGCUUCCACCCCAUCCGACUCCUUGCUAUAUGAUGAUGGACUCUCAGAAGAGGAGACACCCCUCGUGGAUUGUAAUAAUGCUCCCCUCCCUCGAACCCUCCCUUCCACAUGGAUUGAAAACAAACUCUAUGGCAUGUCAUACCCGAACUGGCCUGAGGAGAGCCCCGUUCCACUCACAAGAUGCGAUGGCCCUAAGUCUGUGUUUUCAAGAUAUGCAAAUGAUAGUGUAUAUGCUAACUGGAUGGUUUCACCCUCAGCGGCAAAAUUUAUGGACAAGUUUGAUAGUUAACAGUUUCUUGGUUAAAAAAAAAAAAGGUAAUGGACUCAGGAGGGGAGCAAAUGUCCAAAGAACGGCCUUCCCUUUGGCUCAUUCUUUGCAUAGUAACAACUGGUUGAAGCUACAGGAACAUCUAGAAUGGGAAAUGUUCCUCUUACUUUUGGGUAGUACCUAAAGUGUCUUCUCUCUCGUGUGAUGAAUACUAUAAUUGACUCCCUGCCCCCUUUUAAAGUUGUAUCAAACUGGGUCACAUGAUAGUUUCAAUUCCUCCGUUGGUUUUUGCCAUUCUCCAAGCAGUCCAUUUUGGUAGCUGUGUUUUUACGCAGUAGGACCUUCCUACUUAACAAUGUUCAGGGCAAAGACCCAGUUCUGGAAUGGAUAUGAAGAGGGUGGGGGCAGGGGAGGACCACUGUUGUUUCACUAUAUAAACUGCUAUCUCUAUGGUCAUUGCUAAGAAAAAGCAAACUGAUCCAAGCAUGAAGCACAAAUUAUAUGAUGGGAACAAUUUUCUCUUUAAAAAAAUUCCUGAGUUUGCUGUAGCGUUACGUGUUACCAUGUUGUUGGCAGUAACAAAUCCUGAGUUAAUGGGGUUUUGGGGACCAAGACAUUGAACGAUUCUAGUCAGUGCUGAGAUUCAACUUUUCAAGUCUUGGAACCCUAUAGAAAUAUAUUGUUCCAUCUUAACGGGAAAAGAGGUUUUUGUUGAAAAAUCAGGGUUAAACUAUUCUUAACUUUAGCACAAUGGAAAGUUUUUGAUAUCAAAUAUACUUUAAUAGACUUGACCUACAGAGUGCCCACCUGACACAACUUUUUUCUUUACGUCCAUUUUACUGAUGUCUCAAAAUCUGCUCAGGAUGUUUUGAAAUGAGCUGAAGCCAAGGAACCUGGUUAGCAGUCAUGCCCAGAGGGUUUUUGUCCUUUCGGCUCAAAACUCUCUUAAUUUCUGCAACCCAAUUGCACAACCAUAUGGGACAAUGCAGACACAGCACUGGUUCCCUGUUAAGAAUGGUUGAUACACUGGGAGUCAGGCUUAGAAUUGUGUGCAGCCUCCCUCCCCCUUAAUUGCAUUUACAUGGUUUGGAUCACCAAUGUUCGCCAUGGUUAAUGUUAAACAGGGUUCCCCAUAUCCCAGGAUUUGAAUCCCUCUUCAAACUUCUUUCAGACCAUGGUAAAAAUGGGAAUCCUGGUUAGCCAGUUAACGUUGGUGGUGACAAACUGGUUGUGGUGAAGGAGAAACAGCCUGCAAAAGAAAGCACACCUUCCCAAGGCCAGUUCCUUGUUUUUAACAACAGGUAACAGGGACCUCCUCUUGCAUUAACCCCUGGAGAACUUUUAAUUUUCACACUUAUUUUCUUGUGAAUCAUGUGCAGACAAAACUUUUUAUUCAAUGUAGUCUUUACUCUUUUUUUCUUUUUUCUGUCCAUAUGGCUAAUAUGUCUAAGGGUUUGGGUUUUGUUUUUUUGAGAGUAAAGCUAAUAAUUGAUGUGAUGUUUUAACUUUAGUGUGGUGUUUUGGAAGAUAAUCUGACUCCUGCAGAGGUUAGAUAAAAUGAUUGAUACACACGGCAUUAUGUUACUGUAUUUUGUUAUGAAGUUACAAUGUUAAGGAAGGGGAAUGCUGGAAUGUUAACUCAAUGUGUUUAUCCUUUUUGGAUACUCUUGCAUAAUCAAAAAAUUAUACCAAAGUAUUGCUUCUGUCUCUUGGGUUUCAGCUAUGUAGUUCUGUGUGUCUCUUUUACAUGUCCCAUAUUCCAGAAAUCAAUGAGUCAGAUUGCCAAAAACUGUAACCACUCUUUUAAUGCAAGAGGUCUGAACACCUCAACAGGAUAACAUUGUUUGAAAGUAAGCCUGUUCUCAGACAAAGGGACAGGUUAAAGUUAUUGUUCUGUAAGCUAACUACUACGCUAGACACUGUGUUUACAAUAAAAGAUAACUGCCUACAGAGAUGUGAAACAGCCCUGAUUAUACUGUAACAAGCAAUCAUCUCAAAUAAUAAAAAUGUAAAUGUCA